UUUAGGCAAAAUGUAAAUAAAACAGCAUCCAGUGAUGCCGCUCAGAAUUACGUUCAAAUUGAAUAUAUCGACAUUUUAUUGUUCAUGACAGUCGCUUCACGAGGUCAGCAGUAGCUGUACAGGAUGGUGCCAUCAUCGGCUAGAACUUACAUCUGGCAGGCUUGGCCGAUGUAGUUUGACAUUUGUGCAUUAUUCCCGGAGGUGUCAAAAGUAAAGGCAAAAGUAAAUGUAUGGUGUGCUCCAUCAUGAACUCUCCGGUUGACCCACUAGCUCCAUCCCCAUCUCAGCCUCCAGCCCAGGCCCAGGCCCAGGCCCAGGCCCAGGCUCCUUCAGGGGGCUUAGGCGCCAUGCUGACCCAGAAGCGUCUGUUUGGCAUCGGAGCCUUCCUGGGCUGGAUAGUGCUCUUCCACCUGAUGGUGAAUGUGUGGCUGCUGUGCGUCUUCACCAGCCUGCUGGUGGUGCUUGGCGCCUGGGUGGCCUCGCAGGUGAUCCUGGACUCUGAGCGCGUGGUCCAUCUGGAACGCUUCUUCACCCUGGAGCGCAUUGCCUCCUCUGAGGAGAGCGAAUGGCUGCUGGACCGCGAGAUCGAGAGCACUGUGGCCAAGAUCAUCCGCGACUUUGUGUCGUCGUGGUACGGCACGGUGUCCUCGGAGCCGGCGUUUGAGAUGGAGGUGCAGAGGGCCAUGAUCGCCAUGGCAAUGGAGCUGAAGCUGCGUAGCAUGAAGGUUGACACCAAAGUGUUGACGCAGAGGGUCCUGGACCUGUUCGGGGGCCACCUGCAGAGCUACAUAAAGGCCAAGCAGAACAUGGUGAAAUCACAACAACAACAACAAAAACAACAAACAAAGCAAAUGCAGGAAGAUGGUGGCUCCCAUGACAGUAUGUGGGAGCUCUACUGCAAAGAGAGUCCACCUCACCCAGCCGUGCAGAGCUCAGCGGUGGAGGUGAACUACGCCCGGGCUAUAGUCGACCUGCUUCUGCACGUGCUCGUGCCGCCGCCACACCUGGAAACGCGGACGGGGAGGUUCGUGGUGGGGGAGUUGAUCACCUGCAAUGUGCUGCUACCGCUCAUCUCCAAGCUCUCCGACCCAGACUGGCUAAACAUGAGCAUCGUGGAGAUCUUCACCAGGUCUGCAGAUCCCGUCGUGACACCAGCUAGUAAUAACCCGCCUGUAGAGCCUCCAGCCAUGAAGCCUUCUGCAACACGCGAGGCCCACAAGGUCCUCCCUCCCACCCCCAAGAAAGCAGCAACGGUUCCUCUCAUCCCUCUCAGACCAGCCGAUAAGACAGACGGACUCGGUAAUGUCGAAAUCGCGACUGUUGUUGAGACACCUGCUGUGGAUGUCAAGGACUCCGCAGUGAUCACCAACUCCCAGCAGUUCAGCAACAGUGAGGAGGUGGAGGCCGCCCGGCCCGCGUUAGACUUGACCGAAGGACCCGCGCUCAUAGUGCGCCGGCCCAUGGACUUCCUCCGGCCCGGCAAGUCCAACCCCUUCUACCAGGAGAAUGAUUCGGACCUGGAUUCACCACUCCUGGACGGACGCAAGGGCUCCACCGAGUCCCUGGUGCUCAUCAGCCCCAUCCAUGACGUCAACGGCCAGACCAAAGACGAGGUGUUGGCGGUGGACGCGGUGGCAGAGCUGGAGGAGGGGGUGGAGGAAGGGGUGGAGGAGAGAGCAAUGGGAGAUGGGAUGGGAGAGGAGGAGGUGGACGAGGAGGAGGAGGAGGAAGGGGGUGACGUGGCAGAGUUUGCGGGGACCAGUUGUCCAGAGGUCUCCUUUCCCCCCAAAGUCCUGAUUGGCUCCAAAGAAGGGCGCAGAGGCUCGGUGUCUGCAUCGGACAUGGGGUCCCGGACAGAGGAGUCGUCUAGCUUCUGCAACCUCCAUGAGCUGGACUCUGAGUGCCCGUCUGUGGAGAGAGGCAUGCUGAGCCUGGAGGUACCCGGGAUGGAGACUGUGGCGAUGACCAGCCCCAAUGAGCUGGCGGUGCCCACCCCUCUCCUGGCAUCCUCGCCCUCUACAGGUGUUGGCUUGAUGCCGUCUGGCUCGUUCACCUUUGACCCCUUGUGUAGUCCGGAGGGUCCCGUGAUCAUCCAGAACCUGCGCAUCACUGGGACCAUCACGGCCAAGGAGCACCGAGGCACCGGGUCACACCCCUACACACUCUACACCGUCAAAUAUGAAACUAGUAUGGAACCUGAAAACCCGUGUUCUGUGGCAUAUCACAUGGUGAACCGCAGAUACAGCGAGUUUCUAAACCUGCAGACCAGGCUGGAGGAGAAACCGGAGUUGCGAAAGAUCAUCAAGAAUGUUAAAGGGCCAAAGAAGAUAUUUCCGGAUCUCCCAUUUGGAAACAUGGACAGCGACAAGGUGGAAGCCAGAAAAAGUUUGCUUGAGAAUUUUCUGAAGCAACUGUGUGCCAUACCAGAAACAGCAAACAGCGAUGAAAUGCAGGAGUUUCUUGCCCUUAAUACAGACGCGAGGAUCGCCUUUGUGAAGAAGCCCUUAAUAGUGUCUCGGAUAGACAAGAUUGUGAUGAACGCCAUCGUGGACACGUUGAAGACGGCCUUCCCUCGCUCAGAGCCCCAGAGCCCCACGGAGGACAUGGACGUGGAGACGGACGGGAAACUGGACAAGAAGUCAAAGUCUCGUCUGAGGUUCUCCAGCAAGACAGCUCCUGCUCUGAUCGUCACUGACAUCAUGCCUAAAGUACUCUACUGCUUUGAUGAGCAAAGCACGGUGUUUAAUGGCCGGACAGUGGAUGGCCUGGAGGCCUUCAUCGAGGAGCAGGAGGCUCUGGCAGCCCAGGCCAGCUCGCAGGAGGCCACGGCCAGAGGAGAGGGCGGCCUUGCCGUGAAGCAGGGGGAGACACUCAAACCGGCAGUGUGUGAGUCGUGUGUGAGUGAGGUGGCUCUGGACCUGCUGUGCCUGCUGCUCAGGGAGCAGUGUAGCUGGCUCUGCCAGGAGAACACCCAGAGGGCCAUCAGACUGCUGUUCGGCACACUCAUCGACAGAUGGCUGGAGGUGCAGGUGUGUAACCUGACCUGUACGCAGUACUGGGUGACGUACCUGCGCGUGCUGCAGGAGGCCGUGUGGCCCGGUGGCCGCCUCCCCCUCUCGCCCCGCCCACAACGCUCACCUGAGCAGCAGAAGGACACGCGCCGCCAGUCCCUGGUCAGCCUCAUGGACCUGCUCCCAGACAUGGUAUCUGAUGUGAUGGGUGCUGAGAAGUACAGGCUCUCAUGGCAGACAGUACUGGACUCCCUACAGAACCAGCACAUAAACAGGCAUUUGGUGUACUGCAUAUGGGACCUGCUGCUGGAGUUGGUGGUUCCUGAGGCAGCUGAGGAAUCCUUACAGAAGUCCCUACUGCACAGCCUGUCUAAGAACGCGGACAAGCUGCUGCCAUGAUGACACACACACACACACACACACACACACACACA
Messenger RNA from Engraulis encrasicolus (European anchovy), 3445 nucleotides. It is a transcript of the gene snx19b, whose product is annotated as sorting nexin 19b. The record is from RefSeq and is a predicted model, not a curated record. Gene Ontology annotation, cellular component: intracellular membrane-bounded organelle. Lineage: Eukaryota; Metazoa; Chordata; Actinopteri; Clupeiformes; Engraulidae. Bases 231 to 3410 code for a protein of 1059 amino acids. Gene Ontology annotation, molecular function: phosphatidylinositol binding. The transcript has 16 exons.